AUGAGGCUACUAUCUUGGAAUUGUCAGGGUCUAGGGGCUGACCUGACUGGGAAACAUCUGAAACGUUUGAUUAAACGUAACAGCCCCUCUAUGCUUUUUCUAAUGGAAACUCGUCAGAACGAAUCCACCAUCCUUUCUUGGAAAAAGACAUUGAAUUUUGACCAUGUUUACGUGGUUGACCCGGUGGGUCAGAGCAGUGGUGGCCUAGCUCUGUUUUGGGACAACUCUGUCCAAGUCUCCAGUAUCACAAGCACGCAUAACUAUAUUUCUACUUCUGUACUUUCUGUUGCGGACUCUUUCCUUUGUAAUAUCUCUUGGAUGUAUGGGAACCCCCACUCUAAUCAAAAAAAUGCUUUCUGGCGUUCUGUUUAUACUGCUUUCUCUCCCAGAUUAAUUCCUUGGUUGUGUUUAGGGGACUUCAAUGAAAUUUUGUGGCUCCAUGAGAAGUGGGGAGGUUUACCUCAACCAAGAUGGAGGCUGAACCUCUUUCGGGAGUUCCUCUCACACACUGAACUUUCUGAUCUCCAGUUUCAAGGCCCGGACUACACUUGGUUCUGCACCCAACAUGGCAGAAUCGUCAUCAAAGAGAGAUUGGACAGGGGGUUGGCAAAUAAUUCUUGGAUCGCUGCCAAACCCUGUUCUCAGAUCUUUCACUUACCCAAACUCGGAUCUGAUCAUCGUCCAAUUCUUUUUGAUACCUCUCCCCCGGAGGUCAAAGCCCCUCAUGUGUUUAGGUUUGAACACCUAUGGACAUCUCAUCCGGACAGCUUCCAGGUGGUCUCUUCUAAUUGGUCCACUACUCCAACUACAUCUGCAUCCCAAACUUGGGAAGAUAACUUGAAUCGGUGCAAAUCUUCACUUUCCACAUGGGCCUCUAAUACUUUUCCAAACUUUGCAAAGAAAGUCUCCACCGACACCCAGUUGAUUCAAGACAUCCUUCAGUCUGACCAAACUGACCAAGUUGACCAACCAUGCGCACAAGAGUCCAUCCGUCAGGCAUCUGACAAUAUCCUGUCCUUGUGGUCCAUUGAGGAGUUGUAUUGGAAACAGAGGUCCCGUGUUUCCUGGUUAGCUCAUGGGGACGCCAACACACGUUUUUUUCACCAAACCACCCUCAUGAAUCGUCGCCGAAACAAAAUUCUCCGGCUCGAUGAUGGCAAUGGCAGUUGGUUAACCAAGGAAACUGAAAUUGUGUCUCAUCUUACUCAAUACUUCAAGGAUAUUUACACGGGUUCCCCCCCUACUCUUGUGGAUGAGGUCCUCCAUUUUGUGGAUCCGGUCGUUACCUCGGUGAUGAACGAUGCUCUUUUGGCUGACAUUUCCCUCACUGAUGUUCAUCAAGCUGUCUUUGAGCUGGGAGCUCUUAAGGCUCCUGGUCCGGAUGGCUUCUCAGGAACUUUUUAUCAAGCUUAUUGGGAAAUUGUCAAGGAUAUUGUUCUCAAUGCUUCCGGCCAGAUUCUCACUACUGCCUCUGUUCCUGAGUCCUUCAAUUGUACGAAUAUUGCCCUGAUCCCUAAGGUGGAUGUCCCACAAUUGGCAUCUCAUUUCCGCCCAAUUGCACUCUGCAACUUUGCUUACAAAAUUCUAACCAAGAUCAUCUCCAAUCGGUUGAAACCUUUUAUGCCCGAUCUUAUAUCUGAAAACCAAUCUGCCUUUGUCACUGGGAGACAGAUUCAGGACAACAUUUUGGUGGCCCAUGAGAUGUUUCACCAUCUUAAGCUCCUGAAGGGUGCUCAAGGUGGAGAGUUUGCUUUGAAAUUGGACAUGAACAAGGCUUAUGAUCGUGUGGAUUGGGAUUUCCUUCGUUUGGUCAUGCUUAAAAUGGGUUUUCACCCCACUUGGGUACAGUUAGUAAUGUCCUGUGUCACUACGGCAUCUCUUGCUAUUAUUGUCAACGGUGCUCCGGGAAAGAAAUUCAAGCCAACUAGAGGCCUUCGACAGGGAGACCCUCUCUCUCCUUUUCUUUUCCUUUUCAUUAAUGAUGUUCUCUCAUCAAUGAUAAGGAAAAUAUGCUCUAACAACCUCCUUGAUGCAAUAAGGAUUGGAGUUAAUGGUCCUUUGGUGAGUCACCUGUUCUUCGCUGAUGAUUCCAUUUUUUUCCUCAAGGCAACCCCCUACAACUGCGAGGUCCUUCUUGACACUCUCAAUAGCUACUGCUCUGCUUCUGGUCAGUCGGUAAAUCACCAAAAAUCGUCUCUAUUCUUCAGCCCAAACACCUCUCCGGAUGUGGUUUUGCACAUUUCCUCCAUUCUUGGCAUGGGGGCUGUGUUAGACCCGGGAAGGUAUUUAGGGCUACCCACAAUCUGGGGUCGAUCAAAGGUUGCAGCUCUCUCUUAUGUUAAAGAUUCAAUUGAGAAAAAGAUCUCGGGUUGGCAUCAGUCCUCUUUGUCCCAUGCUGGAAAGGAAACUUUGAUAAAAUCAGUCGCCCUAGCUGUCCCAGCCUACCCUAUGACGGUCUUCAAAUUCCCUGUCUCUCUCUGCAAUCAGAUCAACUCAUCUCUGGCCAACUUCUGGUGGGGAACCUCGGCAACUAAAGGCAUUCACUGGAAGAGUUGGACCCUACUUGGCCUCCCCAAGCCUGAUGGUGGGAUGGGGUUCCGUAACAUUGCGGAUUUUAACUUGGCUCUGCUAGCUAAACAAGCUUGGCGGUUACACUCCAAUCCCGAUGCAUUGUGGGUGAGGGUCCUAAAGAAUCGCUAUUUUCCAAACUCGUCCUUUUGGGAAGCGGCAAGGGGUUCUUCUCCAUCAUGGGCUUGGUCUAGUAUUCUUGAAGGUCGGUCUCUUGCUUCGGCUGGAUCUUUAUGGUGUAUUGGGUCGGGAACCUCUGUCAACCUUUGGAAGGAUAACUGGAUCCCCAAUCUGCCUAAUUUCAACUUGAGAACUCACCCCACACCCAAUGAUUCAAAUCGACUGGUGGCCUCUAUUAUUGACAGAGACACUCAUACUUGGAAUCUCACGACUCUGCAAUCUACCCUCCCGGUAGAGACCAUCAAAGCCAUUCAAGCCACAUCUUUUGGCUCCUCUACUGAUCCGGACCGUUUAAUUUGGUCUGCCAACCCAACGGGCACAUACACGGUUCACUCUGGAUAUAACUUUCUGGUCAAAUCCUCCAUUCCCGCUCUUUCUGCUCACCCUCAUCAGUCUCACAUUGUUUCUCCGCUGGUCUGGAAGUGGAUCUGGUCUGUACGCGCUCCCCCCAAGGUUAAACACUUUUUAUGGCGGGCUACAUCUAAUGCUCUGGCAACAAAUCGAAAUCGUCACCACAGGCAUCUAUCUCUUUCUCCGCUGUGCACCUUCUGCAAUUCCCACCCGGAGACUACUGAGCAUAUCUUGUUCCUAUGCCCGUGGGCUCUCCAGGCCUGGUUCUCUCACCCGCUCUCCUACCAAGUCAAUCAACAGUCUAUCACCACUUUGGAUGCAUGGAUUCUGGGCAUUUUUGGAAAGGAUGGUUGCUUUGGACCUACGGACCCAUCUUUCCCAACUCAUGUGGCCUUCUUACUCUGGUACAUUUGGAAACACAGGUGUGACUGCAUAUUCAACCACUCACUGCCUAACCCAGUGGUUGUGUCUGCAAAUGCUUAUUCUGCAGCAAUGGAGUUCCUUCGAAUCCCCCCUUCAUUGCAACCUCCAAAGCACUCCCUCCAUUAUCACUCCACUGGAACCCCUCACCCUUGGGUACCCCCUCCUGUUGGGAGGGUAAAGAUCAACACGGAUGCAGCUUGGGAUUCCUCUUUGAAUUCUGGGAUUGCGGCAAUUGCUCGAGAUUCUUCCGGAAUCCUUAUUGGUGGCUCAGCUAGAAGCACCCUUGCUUCUUCUCCAAUGGCUGCGGAAGCUCAAGCUAUUUCUCUUGGGCUCGAGCUAGCUAUCUCUCUCUCCCUUUCUUCUUUUCAGCUUGAAUCAGAUUCCCUUGUGCUGAUUUCGGCCCUUUUGAACCCACUUUCGACGGUGGACUGGACUGCUUCGAACAACAUAGCACACAUUCGUGUUCAAGGUGGUCUUUUCCAUCGUGUUAACUGGCUCUGGUCCAGUAGAUCAGCCAAUGCGGCAGCAGACCUGGUUGCGUCGCUGGCUAAGCGCAGGGUGUGCCCGGAUGAUUGGACCUCCAAUCCUCCUCCCUCCCUAAUGCGAAUCCUUCUUUUUGAUGCUGUAACAGAUCCCCCUUAG
Messenger RNA from Rosa rugosa (rugosa rose), 4164 nucleotides. RefSeq lists its product as uncharacterized. The record is from RefSeq and is a predicted model, not a curated record. The transcript has a single exon. Bases 1 to 4164 code for a protein of 1387 amino acids. Gene Ontology annotation, molecular function: RNA-DNA hybrid ribonuclease activity; nucleic acid binding. Lineage: Eukaryota; Viridiplantae; Streptophyta; Magnoliopsida; Rosales; Rosaceae.